AUGAAUUUAACGAGUAUAUUAAUUGAAUCUUGGUUUAUUCCCAUAGAAAUUGUGAAAAGUAUUGGUACUCUUCUAACUAUUAUAGUAUGUACUUUUUUCUUAUGUAUUAUUUUAUUCGAUAAAACAUGUCAUACAGUUCCAUUUAUGUUAACAGCCAAUACAUGUUUUAGUACAUUGCUCUUUGCUUGUACUCUAUUCAGUAUAAGUAUAGUCACAAUUCAGAAUGAUCUUAAACAAAUUGUUGUUCAAGAUUCAUUCUGUGUUAUUCAAUGUUAUACUAGUUAUACAUUUGGUUUUUGGCUCAAUUAUUCUUUUUCAAUCGAAGCUUUCUAUCGAUAUUUGAUUGUGAUUUAUCCUACUCGAUUAUUUUAUCAAUCAAUAAAAUUUCAAAGAAUAGUUAUUUGUCUGACAUGGAUAUUAGGUAUAAUCUAUCCACUUGUAUUUCUCUUUACUAAUAAUAUAGUUUAUGAUAUUGACAAUCAAUUAUGUCAAGUUCCACUUCGAAUUUCUUUCUCAAUUAUCUAUUCUGCAUUAUUUAAUUAUCUUAUUCCAUUAUCAAUGACAAUGUUUAUUUAUUUUCGAUUAGUUCAAAAUGUGAAAGAGAUGAGUAAACGAGUAACAUCAACAUAUAUAUUAUCUCGUGCACAACGAGAAUUAAAAAUGGUUCAACAGACAAUCUUUAUUAUGAUAUUCUUAGUUUUUCUUGGCAUUCCCUAUACAAUAUUUAUUCUUAUGUCAUUUUUUAACGAUGUACCUAAAUAUCAUUUUCGAGUUGCUUAUAUAUUUAUCGAUACUUCAUUGAUAUUAAUGAUGAUGAUUUUAUUUCAAUUUAAUACACCAUUAAAAUCAACUACAAUGAAAAGAAUCAACCCACAAACAAAUGUAGUUCUGGCUAUGACAAUACAAAAUUAA
Messenger RNA from Adineta steineri, 912 nucleotides. The record is from the annotation of a GenBank genome assembly. Lineage: Eukaryota; Metazoa; Rotifera; Eurotatoria; Adinetida; Adinetidae.